Molecule: messenger RNA, 1263 nt
Organism: Oreochromis niloticus (Nile tilapia)
Lineage: Eukaryota; Metazoa; Chordata; Actinopteri; Cichliformes; Cichlidae
Product: zinc finger protein 431-like
Exons: 6
Coding region: 1-1263 (420 amino acids)
Biological process (GO): regulation of transcription by RNA polymerase II
Cellular component (GO): nucleus
Molecular function (GO): DNA-binding transcription factor activity, RNA polymerase II-specific; RNA polymerase II transcription regulatory region sequence-specific DNA binding
Source: RefSeq, a predicted model, not a curated record
AUGUACAUGAGGAUUACUCCAACAGAGAACGGAGCAGAGUCUGAAGUCUGGAAAUUGGAUGUUGAUAAGGCCAUGGAGAGGAAGUGCUCCGUUCUUACUGCAGGUUUUCAUAGAAACGUGUUGAUCUUUUUGACACACGCACCGGAGCGUCAGCUUCAACCGGACCAUCACUACCUCUCACAUCUAAAGGACCAACAUGGAGCGAGAAGUCAGCGCUCUCAGGAGGCCGACAAACCUCACAGAAGAAAGAGAGAGAAAACAUACACCUGUGACAAGUGUGGGAAGGGUUUUACUGGGAAGGCUAAACUAAAACGUCAUCAGGUCAUCCACACUGGAGAGAGACCGUUCAGCUGUGACUUGUGUGGAAAGACUUUUUCCUGGAAGGAUGCUCUAAAAAAACACCAACUCAUCCACAGUGGAGUUAAAGCGUACAGCUGUGAUCAGUGUGGCAGAGCUUUUACUCACAGUAGCCACUUACAGAGUCAUCUAGUUACCCACUCUGGAAUUAAGGCAUACAGCUGUGACAUCUGUGGAAAAACUUUCAGCCAAAUAAGGCACCGAAAUACACACCUACGCAUUCACACCAGACAUGAUGUGUACUGCUGUGAACAGUGUGGCAAAGAGUUUACAACAAACACGCAGUUACAACAACACAUGUUUACCCACACCGAGGGACGACCUUAUAAAUGUGACCUGUGUGAGAAGACUUUUAAAGCUCCACAUAACCUGAGAGGACACCAACAGAUCCACACCAGAAAGAGACUCUACAAGUGCAGUUACUGUGAGAAGCAGAGCGACACAGAUGGAUCCAGUUCUCAACCCUGUCAUCACUGUGGAGGUGGGAAAGACUUUCGUUGUGACCUCUGUGGAAAAACUUUCAGUCGAAAAGACACCCUAAAAUUACAUCAACAUAGACACACUGGAGACAAACUGAAAUACUGCAAAGAAUGUGGGAGAAGCUUCACCACAUCAAGUGACUUAAAACAACAUGAACUGAUUCACAGUGGGGUUAAAAAGCACCUCUGUGAUCAGUGUGGGUCAUCCUUCAACACUGCAGGUCAGCUUAAAUCAUACAAACGAAGAGGGACGCACCUAACUGCUACGCAGGUGCGCAUGUGCGACAACAAUUACAAAUACGUAGCGACACUUAUGUUACCAAGCGCCUUUGCGUACUUGAUCAUCUCAUUCAACCUGACACGUGUUUCUGCAGCUGCUUUGGUGUUUCGCCACCACCUAAGAAACACCAACCGGAGCCAGAGCUGA